Messenger RNA from Triticum turgidum subsp. durum (durum wheat), 1317 nucleotides. Lineage: Eukaryota; Viridiplantae; Streptophyta; Magnoliopsida; Poales; Poaceae. The record is from the annotation of a GenBank genome assembly.
AUGGCGAACAACGGCGGCAGCAGCCGCCGCGGGGACGACGGCGUCGGCGUCGGCGUGACCCCAUCCCGAUGGCGUUUCUUCCGGCCAACGGCCGGCACGCCGCUGGCGGCCGCCGGCAGCAUGAGCAUCCGCUCGGUUCUCAACCGUCUCAACUCGUCCGUCGACGCGUCCGGGACGCGCCCCGUCGUGCCGCUCGGCCACGGCGACCCCACCUCCUCCGCCUGCUUCCGAACCGCGCCGGAGGCCGAGGACGCCGUCGUGGACGCGCUCCGCUCCAGGAAGCACAACGGCUACUCCCCCACCGUCGGUGUGCCCCAGGCGCGCAGUGCUAUUGCAGAGUACCUGUCUCGAGACCUUCCUUAUGAGCUUUCACCAGAUGAUAUCUACCUGACCUCCGGAUGCGUCCAAGCCAUCGAGAUCAUGAUCUCCGUCCUUGCCCAGCCCGGGGCUAACAUCUUGCUCCCAAGACCCGGGUUUCCGAUGUACAAGUCACGGACCACAUUCAGCGAGCUAGAGGUUCGAUAUUUCGACCUCGUCCCUGAAAGAGGCUGGGAGGCAGACCUUGAGUCUGUGAAGGCUAUCGCUGAUGAGAACACGGUUGCGAUACUCAUCAUCAAUCCCAGUAACCCUUGUGGGAGUGUCUACUCACACGAUCAUUUGGCCCAAAUUGCAGAAACCGCAGGAGAACUUGGCAUAUUGAUAAUUGCUGAUGAGGUAUACGACCACUUGGCAUUUGGAAGUAAGCCUUUUAUACCAAUGGGCAUUUUUGGCAAGACGGUCCCAGUCAUCACCUUGGGAGCUAUAUCUAAAAGAUGGCUUGUGCCUGGUUGGCGACUUGGAUGGAUCGCAACGUGUGACCCAAAUGGCAUCUUAAAGGAAACCAAGAUUGACCAGUCAAUUCAAAACUAUAUUAACAUCACAAGUGAUCCUGCAACAUUCAUUCAGGGAGCAGUCCCUCAAAUUAUAGCCAACACAAAGGAAGAAUACUUCAACAAAAUUCUUGAUUUAUUAAGAAACUCAGCAGAUUUAUGUUACGGUAAAAUAAAGGACAUCAGGGGCAUUACAUGUCCGCACAAACCGGAGGGAUCAAUGUUUGUGAUGGCUAAGUUGGACCUCUCUUGCUUAGAUGGCUUUUCUGAUGAUAUAGAUUUCUGCUGCAGGCUGGCAAAAGAAGAAUCUGUAAUAGUUUUACCAGGUACUGCACUCGGAAUGAAGGAUUGGGUUCGGAUCACUUUCGCCAUUGACCUGCCAUCUCUUGAGGAUGGCCUUGAAAGGCUGAAAUCUUUCUGCGAGAGGCAUGCUCGAGUAGAAGCCUAA